CUCUAGCCCGGGGACCAGGUUCAACGUGGUAACAAAAUUACAGUUUCGCUUAAGCUCGAGUUACCCGGCUUCCGCGAUGAUUUAUGUCCAUAGGCAUGUGCUUGUGCUGUAGAGCACAUUGCACACGGACAAUCGUUGAGAAGGCGACGUUGUGGGCAAAGUUCCGAGUCGAGGCGCUGGCCCGACAGCUUCUUCCAGGAGGCCGCAAUCCAGGCGGCAAGAUUUUAGGCCCGGCACCCGGUGGCCGUUCAGCGGCAACGACAUGCCCUUCCGCAGCUGGCUGUGUUGCGGAGCACAGAAAGGAAGUCCGAUUGAAUAUGCAGAUCCGCGACCAGUAGUCGGUGGAGGACAAGAGGCGCGGAACCUUAUUGUCAGUUCUGCUGUUCAUGGCGAUGGGGGUGCAGCCCAGCAAGUUGAUGGGCCAGUCGCUGAACCUGACCCAGCCCGCCAGAGCGGGAGGACAGCACGUGCUGCGGAAUCGUAUCAGAAACAGUCGAGCUCCAGGCUCGCAUUAACGCCCGCGGCCUCAGGGCGGAGCCGCGUUAGCGCGGUCAGCUCAUCCAACGCACCCGAAACCGUCAGCAGCAGCGUGGCCGUGCCCGCCUCCUCCAUCGACAUCGCCUCCACCACUACGCUGGGGCAUCCUGCCGCCCGCUCCGUCAACGCCGGGCGUGCCUCUCACAGCCACCAUCAUCAACAAAAGCAGCAGCAGGAGCAAGCGCUGCACGACAGCAUAACCUUCGUCCCAGCGCCGCCGCCGAGCCCAGGCCGCAGCGCCGCCGCGCCUGUUGCAAGCAGCGGCGCCAACGCACACACCUCUGCGGGCUACGCAGGUGGUGGUGGUGGCGGUGGCGGCAGCCCGCCGCCGGACCACCUGUACCAGCACUACUACCAGCCCAUGCCUGGUGAUUCCUUGGGCGCCUCCGCAGUCCGCAUGGGCGGCAGCAACUGUGACGGCGGCAGCGCUGCUGUCAGCGGCGCGGGACUCCAUGCCGCAGGCGCCGCGGCCGCCUCAGGCGAAGUCAUCCCCUCAACCGUCUCCGCCUACACGAACACGACCAUGUCGGCGGCUCACGCGGCGGCUGCGAACGCGCAAGCCUACGCGAGUAACUCGCCCGCCGUCGCCGGCCUGGCGCAUUGGUACCAGCAGCACAAUGCCUCAUCGCAACGGGCUGCAGGCUCAGCGGCCUCACUGGCGCAUGGCGCCGCCUCUGAGGUGCUGCUCGCAAACCUGUUGCACGUCGGUCAAGGCGGCGUUGGCGGCGGCGCCUAUCCCGCCGCCGCCAGCCUGCCAGUCUCACUGGAAAACCAGUAUCGCACUCUGCAGAUGUUCACUGUGCAGCAUGGCGGCGGCGUUGGCCCUGACGGCGGCGCGGCGGCGGCACUACCAGCUGGUGGCGGCGGCAAGGCCCGGGCGGGCAUGGUGCCGUCGUACUAUGCGGCCGCGGCCGCUGCGGUGGCGGCCGGCGGCAGCAACGUGCGUGCUAUGUCUCAACUGGUGGAGGUUCAGGCACUCAACCGGGCGGGAGUGGCAGCUGCCGACAACUCCACCGAGUCCGACAUCGCACAGGAGCAGUCGCUGCUCGCCGUCACCAUGGGCGCCGGCAUAGCCGCCGCCGCCGCCGCCGCGGCCGCCGCCAACGGCUCCCAGGCCGGCGGCCGGCAGCUGCCGCCGGGCGCGCAGCGCCUACUGCUAGCGGUGCACAGCGAUCACGACGGCGCCGGCGGCAUUCUGCCCACGCCCAUACCUGGUCUGUCCGGCGCACCCAUGCCGGGCACGGCCGCGGCGUCGGAUGACGGUUGGCCGACGCCUGUGGCGCUGCCGCCGUUCGCAUCGGCCGCCGCGCAGCUGCAGCUGCAGGCCCGCGCUGGGCCCAGUGCGGGCGCUCAUGCGCCACCGCAGCCGUCGCCGCCGCAGCAGCGUUACCGGCACAUGUCGGAAGCGGGCAACCAGAGGGAGCAGGCGGCACUUACUGCGGCCGCCACAGCGGUGUCUCGCAAGACUAUGCUGCAGCCGCUGCCAGCGGCGCCGGCGGAGAACGUCGCCAGGCCCGCGACCGUGGCCGCCACUCAGUCAGUGGCAUUGGCGGUUGGCAGCAGCCCGAUUGCCUACAACCGCCGGCGCGCUCUGCGGGCUUCAGCCGACGGCGGCUACGGCAUGCGGCGCGGCAGUGCUGCCGCCGCCGUAGUUGGCGGUCCUGGCGGCGGCUCCAUUCCGUCUGUGUUCAGCACCAAUGCCGCGGUGGCACAGGUUGUGGGCCAGCAAGGCGCCGAUGACGGCAGUGGAUCCGGUGGCGGCAAUGGCGGCGGCGGCCGCGCCCGGCACAGCGGCAGCGUUGCCUCGCUGUCGGACGCGCUGGCGUUGCCGCUGUACACGAGCCGUACGGUCAAGCUGCCGUACCAGACCUCGCGCCACCUGUCACAGGUCGCAUUUAUGCAAAUGCUGCAAAUGGCGAGCGACAGCUAUGGCAGCGUCGGCAAGGCCACGCCUCGCGGCGCCGCAGCCGGCUCUGGCCUCAUUCCUGGCGGCGGCUCCACCAACUCGGUGAUGAUGCAGCGCACAGGUGGCGGCGGCGGCGCCGCUGCCAGUGGCCGCAACGCCCGCGCCAGCGAGGACGCCGCCGCGGUGCCGACAACUGCCGCCGCCAGCGCUGUCACCUCGGCCAGCAGCGUGCUACCCGUGUUUGGUCGCAUGGGCAGCAACCGAAAGGCUGGCGCCGCCGCCGCCGCCGUCGGCAUCAGCGCCGCCGACGGCGGCAGCCCAAUGGCUGACGCGUCCAGUGGCGGUGUGAGCCGUUACAGCUGCGACCUGCAAGGCAUGACCGGCGGCGUGGGCGGCGCGGAGGCGGACCAGCAGGAGGAGGAGAUGGAGAUGUCGCCGGCGACGGUGCCGCCGCCUGUGACGUCGCUGUACCCGCACGCCUCCAUGCUGUCUUCCCUCAACCUCAGCCUGCUGUGCAAAGAGAUCCAGGCGCUGAGAUGGGUGGGGCAGGGCGGCGGCGGCGCGGUGUUCCAGGGUGUGUGGCAGGGCGCUUCUGUGGCCGUGAAGUUCCUUUUGGCGGAGGCGGACUCGCCGGCGGCACUGGAGGCGGUGGCGCUGGAGGGAGUCGUCAGCUCAGUUGUCAAUCACCCCAAUGUGGUGCACACGUACGCGUUCCAGUGCUCCCGCCUGACCGAGAAUACGUUCAUGCCCGACCCCGAACCGGAGCGGCAGGCGGCCGGGUCCCAGUGGGAUGCCACCACGCGGGACCUGUUGGGCUCGUUGCUGGACACCACUGCCCUGUAUGCAACACUGGGCGGUGCCGGCACCAUGGGUAGCGGCGGCGCCCAGCUUGCAGGCGCCGGCAGCGGCGCCCUGCACACCGCCGGCAACAACGACAAUAACAACAACGCCGUGGCCCCCGGUCGCCGCCAAACAGCGGCAGCGGGCAGCCUGACGCAGACCGCUCUCUCCUGCACCCUGAGCGCUGCCGUUGGCGGCGGCGGCGGCGGCCUGGGCCCGUCCCGCUUGGGGGCGGCUUAUGCCAGCAACGGCGGCGGCAACGGCAACGGCGGCACCGCGUCCGACAACGGCGGCGGCGGCGGCGGUUCAAGUCGACGGGGCACCAGCAGCAAGCAGUCGCUGCCAACGACCCCAAUGUCCGGCCGUGACGGCGACGGCGGCACCAGCGGCGGCGACGUCAACGGCGACAGUCGCAUCGCUGAGGAGGAGUAUGAGGAUGACACCACCGGGGUCAGCGACACCACGGCCAGAGGUGGCGGUGGCAGCGACGGCGCGCGCGGCCAUGAGCGUGCGCUAGCUGUGGCCGCGGCGGCGGCGGCGGCGGCGGCGGCGCUGCCUGGUUCUGGCCGGCAGCUGGCCGUACCAGCGGGCCGCGGUGCCGCCGCCCUGGCGCCGGCACAGCAGGGAGGCAACAACCCCAGCAAGCCGCUGCCGGCAGCCCCGACGCUGCAAGCAGUGCUGCGGCUGCAGCAGAGCGAGCGCAAUGCCGGUUCCGGCGAGAGCGGCAGCGGCGGUCAGCAACCGCCUCAGGCGCACCUGCCGCCGGGAUCAUCCACACGGAACCUGUCGGUGGGGCGUGCAGCGCACCGGAACGCGCUCGAGUCGACGUUCCAUUCGGACGAGGGUUUCGGAGAUCCUGACAUCACCCACAGCCGCCGCGGCUGGUCGGCCCGCCAGGUGCUGGCGUACCUGCGGGCGCGGCCGGGGCAGUACCUGACCCACAUCAUUAUGGAGUACUGUGACCGGGGCUCCCUGUUGUCUGCCAUCAAGCGCGGCGUGUUCAGAAUGGACGACGGCAAUGCAGGCGCCCCCGCCGCAGACGCGGCCGCAGCAACGCCGCAGCCGGCAUCCGCGCCCACGGGGUCUCAGCGCUUCCCCCGCCGCAUCGUGCUGCGUGCAGUGCUCCGCAGCGCGCGUGAUGUGGCACAGGGCAUGUGCCACCUGCAUGCCAACGGCAUCAUCCACGGCGACCUCAAGCCCGGUAACGUGCUGCUGCGCGGCUGCCGCAGCGACCGCCGCGGCUUCGUGGCGAUGGUGGCGGACUUUGGUCUGAGCAAGGUGACUCAGGGCGACAAGCCGCUGGAGAGCCACCACUGGAGCACCGUCACAGUAAUGGCGCCGGAGGUCAUCAUGGGCCGCUGGCUCAAGGCGUCAGAUGUGUUCAGCUUCGGCAUGCUGCUGUGGCAGCUCGUCACAAGCGAGCCCAUCCCCUACGGCAAACUGACAGUGCCGCAGAUCCUGUUGGGCGUAUCCCAGGGCACGCUGACUCCCGAGUGGCCGGCUUCCACCCACCCGGCGCUGGUGCGACUGGGUCGCGCCUGCCUGGCCCCCAGUCCGGAGAAGCGACCCUCGUUCGAGGCCAUUGUGAAGGUGCUCACCAAGAUUGAGAAGCACGUGCGUGACGAGCUGAAGCAGCAGCGGCAGCGGCAGGCGGCAGCAGAGCCGGCUUACGUGGGCACUCUGGCAAGCACGCCGGCCCAAACUGCGGCAGCGGCAGGCCACUAGCAGUAGCAGCAGCGGCGGCAGCGGCGGCGGCAGCGGCAGCAGCAGCAGCGGCAGCAGCGGCAGCAGUAGCAGCAGUAGCUGCAGCGGCAGCACUAGCAGUGGUGGCAGCAACAGUGACGUGGCCGCAACAGUGACCUGGACGUGCCUCCGCCGUGGGCAGUGGCAUGUGGAGCACUGGUUUGGGUUUGGCUGCAUGCAGCAAUAGCACACAGCAUACAAACGAAUGGGUCACAAUGGAUGGCGCCUCGGCCACCUUACCAACAAAUAGAGAUUGAGAGAGCGAGGAAAAGCACGUGCUGGGCUUGCUGCCAUCCAUGGCAUGGUUGCUGAGGUGAGGGUGCAGGGUGGGCGUCGACGGCCAUAAUUCGCUUAACUUCAACGCAACGGUUCGAAAAUGGAGUGAGAAAUAAGCGCCAUAGAUUGCACGUGAGGGUAUAAGAUAGAGUUUACCGCCGCCACCGCCAUGGGUACGGAUGCGGUGCUUGCAACAUUGUGCAUGUAUCCGAUGGAUCUUUCUGCCUGUCUUUGACGGCUGAAUGAUUUUCGACGACGCACGUGUCCACCGCCUGCUGGGUUACACGUGCGCUGUGAUCCACCAUAAAUGAGCGAACACGGCGGCUGCCUCGUGUUGCUUUACAUGAGCGCCGCUAGCCACGUGCAUCAUACCAAGUUUUGAUAUAACUCAACCGCUGCCCCCGGCAUUCUGCACCAUUGCUAGGAGCGAGGAAUAGUGUGCUUGCAACUCAAUUGCUGCUUGUCUUGCUCAUUCUGUCAGCCAGCACUGACGUCUGUGCGGGCAACAAACUUAAUGGGUGAAGAAGGGUCCUGGCUGCAGGUAUUUACGCCAGCAUUCAACUAUCGUGGAUCCACGAACAGCAUUACUCAUUUUAAACAAAUGAUGGGCGAGCUGGCCGAUGCGGGAAUGGCGUGUCGCGCAUUGGGCGCAUGCCGCGCAACCUUCACUUGUGUCAUGGAGAUUUGGGCGUUGACAUCAUUGGACUUGGCGACUCGGCAGUCUCCUUGAAGGCGGAUUUGGUGGGGUGCACAUCCUGUUAUGCAUGAUGGGUGCACAAACGAUGGGCACGCGGGACCUAGGGGUGCGAUAUAAGCGCUGCCGUUCUUGCACGGCCUUUCGCCUGCCACUACUUAUCCAAUGAUCUAUCGGCUUCGGCUGUUUACUAUCCUACGACGCACGUGCUACAUAUUUCCUACCAGGUUACACGUGCCGUGUGAUUUACUGAUUUAGCAUGUAGGGGCGCCGCCUCUCUCGCGUUGCCUUUGCACGGGACUGCUAGCGCCACAAGCGGUAGUACGCUCAGUGUUGGAAACCCAAACUUUGGUUGGAGAAACAGCCUAUAUGCCACUGAAUCAGUGUAUGCCUUGCUCAGGGGAGCACUGCGAGUGGGCAGUGAAGUUGGUGCGCGAGUGGGCAGGAAGUUGGUGCGGGAUACGAAUUUGACCGUACGUACGGCGGGUGAAGCAGCGUCCUGGUUGCAGGCACUGACGCCAGGAGUCUGAUUCCCCGUCACGGAUUCAGACACUGCACACAAAGUUGCAACAAAUGAGAUGACGUUGGGGGUGGGCUGGCACGAUGCGCGUUGUGCGCGUGCGGCGCAAUCUCCCUUUGAUAGUGCCAUGGAGAUACACGUGAAUAUUUACGUGGUUUAAUUCAAGUAUGUACCGUACUGGCGACACUGCAGUCUGCACGUGGCAGCAGGGAGAUACUUACCUUGCUUGGCCCGCCGCGGGCGCACCGGGCGCCGCCUUUGGGACGUGUCCAGGAUAGCGGUAACACGGCGUGAUACGGGUGAUGAUGGGGAUGGACGUGGAGGUGGCGGCAGCGUCGUAAGGUGCGAAUGCAAAACACGCACGCCUGCAGCAGCGGGUAUGGCUUGAUGAUGUGCUUUCUUUGUGGACUGCAUGCAGGGGCGUGAGCACGCUGUAAUCUGCAGUGUGUGCAGUGACAGUGUGCGAGCGUUUGUUAAUGAUGCUGGACUGGCUUGGCUGGACAGGAGCGGGGGUGGAAUUGACGUGAAGAGAUCGACGUGCGUGUGUGUCCAACCAAGGCGUGCAGGCAGUGUUACGUCGGGUGCUUGCUGAAGACCGCGUGUAUAUGUGGACGGUCACUUUGAGGCCAGUUGGUGCGGAUGCCGGGCAAUUGAUUUCAUGCCGGGUACAUGGCGCGCGGGCCGGAGCGCAAUAUACUCGGUAGUUGGUACUCGGUUUCCGGCUUCACCGACGCUUGUCGUGUAUUCAUGUUGAGAGGCUUUGGUUCUAUUAUUCUUUUGCGUCAUAUGAAACAUAGGGCCACAGGUGUGUAUGCGUGUGUGUAUGUGCGUAUGCGUGCGUGCGUGCGACCGAGUACAUGCGACUGCGGAAUAUAAGCGCGUGCGCUAUGUAAGGACGGGAUACGGUACGGUAGUCUGCGAUUUGGGCUGGUUGCCACUGCUGGAUUGGAUUGUACAUGCGUGUGUGUACAAGCCAAAGCCAUGUAAUGGUGUGGUACUGUGGUGUGGGUAGGACAGUGCACACAGGAAGUGCGAGAGGGGUGCUUGUGGAUGGCAACGUGCGUUGCCGAGGUGGGAGCCGUCCCUCCACGCCGUUUCUUUCGUGCUGCGAUCAAUGCUGUACUUUUCGUCCGGUUUGGCCGCAUGCCCUGACCGUUGCUUGGAUGCGUGUGUGACGCGAAGCAGGGCAGGGCGUUCCUAAGCCGCAUGGGGAUUUGUCGUGUAAACAUUGGGCCGCGGCCCCUGACGAUGGCGCGGGAACGCACUAUUCCACAUCCGCAACUCUUUGCGACGCAUGUGUAGGUGUUGGAUGGCAAGGCAGGUCCAGCCUGCGCCCUGCGCCCAUGCCAGCAGCAACUACUCGCAGCUGCAUACAUUCACUGUUUAUAUAUACGAGA
Messenger RNA from Chlamydomonas reinhardtii, 7913 nucleotides. RefSeq lists its product as uncharacterized. Bases 263 to 5008 code for a protein of 1581 amino acids. The record is from RefSeq and is a predicted model, not a curated record. NCBI's taxonomy places the organism in Eukaryota, Viridiplantae, Chlorophyta, Chlorophyceae, Chlamydomonadales, Chlamydomonadaceae. Gene Ontology annotation, biological process: signal transduction; protein phosphorylation. Gene Ontology annotation, molecular function: ATP binding; protein kinase activity. The transcript has 17 exons. Gene Ontology annotation, cellular component: cytoplasm.